Messenger RNA from Oenanthe melanoleuca, 7823 nucleotides. RefSeq names its product beta-1,4-mannosyl-glycoprotein 4-beta-N-acetylglucosaminyltransferase (gene MGAT3). The coding region runs from base 1096 to 2763 and encodes 555 amino acids. The transcript has 2 exons. The record is from RefSeq and is a predicted model, not a curated record. Gene Ontology annotation, biological process: N-acetylglucosamine metabolic process; protein N-linked glycosylation. Gene Ontology annotation, molecular function: beta-1,4-mannosylglycoprotein 4-beta-N-acetylglucosaminyltransferase activity. Gene Ontology annotation, cellular component: membrane. Lineage: Eukaryota; Metazoa; Chordata; Aves; Passeriformes; Muscicapidae.
UCACAGGACACCUGACUGCAGAAAGCUGUACUCAUUUACCAGUGAGGGAUACUUCUUAGUGACACCCAGUCACUGCUCAUUUAGUGGGCUUUUGGCUUCCUUGUGCUCUUCUCUUCCCCACACUUCAAAACAGACUGAAAACUGGUGAUGUGCAAGGAAAAGGCACUGAAUAUUCCUCUACCUUACAAGUGAUCUUGCUGCUUCUGCAAGACAUUAACAGAACCUUCAGAACCUUAAGAAAAAAAGGUCAUGGAUAGAAAGAGAUGCUUAUGGGGUUUUCUGCAGCCCCUUGUUUUGCCCCCAUGAAGAAAGCUUGACAGCAAGCCCCAGGAUGAUCUUUUAUGGUUUUUAACAGAAAAAUAUCCAGCCCCUUAAUGGCUGGGGCACUACAAAGGCGAUGUCCUAUCAGCUGAGCCAUGACCAGGCAUGUGAGGUUGGGUGAAUGAGUUCUGGAGGUGAGGGUCUGCUGUGUUGCAGCUCCCUGAGGAAAGCAGUUUCCUCCCUUUCUGUGUGCCUGACAAGAUGGUCUCCCAGUGGUGCCCAGAGCCAGCACCCUGCCCUGCUGCUGACUUGUGUUGUGGCAAAGUAUAUCAAAACCCCUACUAAACAUUAACCAAUAGAAUCAAGCUCUUUCUUCUUUUUCCUUGUUUAUUUUUCAGUUUCUUUCCCCUCCCUUGGCCAUGCUGUAACUUUUACACCAGCUUCAGGCUUGCACUCCUUUGGUCAGAGCUUAAUCUGGGACUCCUUGCCCUGCCACAUGAGCACUGGGGACCGUGUCAGUGGAUAGUGACUUCCACCAAAAAUGUGACCACCAAGUGUCCACAAACGCUGUUGCUGAGCUGUAAGGUGCAACUGUGGACAGCCCCUCUACCAAAGUCCAUGUCAAAGCCAUCUGUGGAAAGCCAGAUAUGUUUUCUUUUGGGCAGUUGCCAUCUGUCUCAAUGCUUUAUGGCUUUUCACUUCAAUAUUAAUUUCUCCUCAAGUUAAUCAGUAAACACGCUUUGCUGUAUUUUGCCCCGUACCCUCUGAAGUGGCAGGAGCAGUUUGGGUCCCACAUGUCAGCCUGUGGGGCUGGUGGUGUGGGGCAGCUCCCCCAUGACCCCCAGAGCAGGGACUGCCUCCAGUGAAGGCGUUGCUGGUACGUUGUGUGUCAGGUGGAACUUUUAUAAGUGUUCUCAGGAGCUUUGGCCCUGGAAGGGAGACUGCACCAGGGAGAGAACCACCGGAAUGAAGCAUGUGGAGGGGGUGAAGUGGAUGAAGAUGAGACGCCAUAAACUCUUUCUGACUCUCUGCAUGGCUGGUCUCUGCCUCAUCUCCUUCUUGCACUUCCUCAAGGCCCUUUCCUAUGUCACCUUCCCCAGGGAGCUGGCUUCGCUUAGUCCCAACCUCGUCUCCAGCUUCUUCUGGAACAAUGCCCCCGUCACGCCCCAGGUCAGCCCUGAGCCGGGGGGUGCAGAGUUCCUCCGCACACCUUUGUACUCCCACUCCCCCUUGCUCCAGCCCCUGUCCCCCAGCAGAGCCAGCGAAGAGCUGCACAAGGUGGAGUUCGUGCUGCCGGAAGACUCAACGGAGUACUUUGUCCGUACCAAAGCCGGCGGCGUUUGCUUUAAGCCAGGCACCAAGGUGCUGGAGAAGCCGCCGGCGGGAGGCCGGCAGGAGGAGCGGGCGGAUGGCGCGGCCUCGGGGCGGCCGGCUCGGAAGCCGCUGAGCGCCGGCGGAGCCAAGCGGCGCAAGUGGGUGGAGUGCGUGUGCCUGCCGGGCUGGCACGGCCCCAGCUGCGGGGUGCCCACCGUGGUGCAGUACUCCAACCUGCCCACCAAGGACCGCCUGGUGCCGCGGGAGGUCCCCCGGCGCGUCAUCAACGCCAUCAACGUCAACCACGAGUUCGACCUGCUGGACGUCCGCUUCCACGAGCUGGGAGACGUGGUGGACGCGUUCGUGGUGUGCGAGUCCAACUUCACCGCCUACGGCGAGCCGCGGCCCCUCAAGUUCCGCGAGAUGCUGCUCAACGGCUCCUUCGACUACAUCCGCCACAAGGUGCUCUACGUUUUCCUGGACCACUUCCCCCCCGGCGGCCGCCAGGACGGCUGGAUCGCUGACGAUUACCUGCGCACCUUCCUCACCCGGGACGGCAUCUCCCGCCUCCGCAACCUGCGCCCGGACGACGUCUUCAUCAUCGAUGAUGCCGAUGAGAUCCCGGCCCGUGACGGCGUGCUCUUCCUCAAGCUCUACGAUGGCUGGACAGAGCCCUUCGCCUUCCACAUGCGCAAGUCGCUCUAUGGCUUCUUCUGGAAGCAGCCGGGCACCUUGGAGGUGGUCUCGGGCUGCACCAUGGGGAUGCUCCAGGCCGUCUACGCUACCGACGGGAUACGUUUGCGGCGCCGCGACUACUACACCAUGCCGGGGUUUCGGCAGUACGAGAACAGCACGGGACACAUCCUGGUGCAGUGGUCGCUGGGCAGCCCCCUCCACUUUGCUGGCUGGCACUGCUCCUGGUGUUUUACCCCAGAGGGGAUCUACUUCAAACUGGUGUCAGCCCAGAACGGGGACUUCCCCCGCUGGGGUGACUACGAGGAUAAGCGCGACCUCAAUUAUAUCCGGGAGCUGAUCCGGACUGGUGGCUGGUUUGAUGGUACUAUGCAGGAGUAUCCCCCUGCUGACCCCAAGGAGCAGAUGUACGCUCCCAAGUACCUGCUCAAGAACUACCAGCGGUUCCGAUACUUGCUGGAGAACCCCUACCGAAAGGUGGAGGGUGCUGGGUGAGGCCACCGAGGCUCAGGUGGGAAAUCAGAACUUCACAACAAAGGGAAAGAGUCAGGUGUUUUCAUCUGUUCCAUUUCUUCUUUUGUUUCCUUUGUUUAUGGGCAGGGCGUGUUGUUUUUUCUGGGGCCUCUUCCCUCCCUCGCUUCCUGUUAUUCUUCCCUUCAUCCCAGGGUGAUGCCUGGGAACCCAAAUUCCUCAGUCACAUGAAGGGAGGCCUGGACAGGAGGAAGAGAGAUGUUGAGGACCUGUUCUGUAGUAGCAUCAAGACUACCUUGCAUCUUCUGAACCUCUCCUGCUGGCUGCAGAGAAUCUCUGCAGCCAGCUGGCUGAUUUUCCUCUGGGGGAGGCUGAGAGGGUCCCGUGAGGAGAGAAGGCAGCUGUUCCCAUCCACCCUCAUCCUUUGUGGAUUGGAGCAAGCAUAGAUGCAAGCCUGGGCUAUUCAGUGAGCGUGUGAGUCAGCAGGCACAAACUCUUGUGAGUGGUUGCGUGUGCAGAUGUGUGUCACUGGCAUUUUUUGGAUGAGUGAACGUGCAAAAGCAUCUCAGUGUGCUUUUUUUUUUUUUUUUUUUUUUUAAAUACCUCUAUAUUCAAAGGGUAUUUAGGGGAAGGGAAAUCCUUUGCUUCCAAGGUGUCCUUCUCAAGAUGCAGCCCUUGCACAGGCGUGGGCUGGCUCUUGCCCCAGUACUCUACCAAACUUGGAGCAGACAGAAUAGGAAGUAGAGGAGAAACCUGGGUUUUGAGGUUUUUUUCUGCUCAUUUUUACCCCCCUGCCCCCACAACACUGCAUGGACUUGUCCUACAGAAGCCAAAGCAUCUUCCCUGCAGUACAUGCUUCUGUUGGGGCUGGGAUAAGCUGCAGGGGACUCAGUCAGAUGGUGGGAGUGUAUGUUUGCAAGUGCAUGGCUGCCUGUGUGCAUGAGUGCCCACAUGCAUGGAUUUGGUGUGCACCUGGGUGUUUGUUACCAGUGUUGGGGGAGGGAAGAGGGCAUAGUGGGGUUUGGCUGUGUGUGCUUUCAGAAAAUGUUGGGAUCUAGAAGCUGAUCUCAGUGUUGGUAUGGAUGACUUCUUGGGCAAUUUGGAGGAGAGGACCAGAGCAGGCACAGCUUGGCUCUGCACAGCAGUGCUGCACACAUGGGACUGUUGCAUGCCUCUCUGGCUGCCUGCAGACUGUGCCUAUAGCACAGUGCUGCUACUCCUUACUUACCAGGGGGUAAUAAAAGGGAGAAGAGAAAGGGCAAAGUUCUAAUUGUUGUAGACAAACAAAGCCUAUCAGGGCACGGGAUCUGUCUGCUGUUAGGGUGUGAGGGAGCUCUUGAAGAAACAGGCCAUGGGCCGAGAGACUGUUAGGGGAGCACAGAGUGUGUGCAGCCCACAUCUGCAGCCUGGGCCAUGCAGACAAGGCCAUGGAGAGGAGAAGGGAUUUAGGAGGGUGCUAGUUGCAGCUGAUUGGGCUGGUGUCUGCUCAGGCAUGGGCUGAGGAGCUGGCCUGCUGUUGUAUUGUUCAGCUCACUGAGAAGGCAGAUUCUUGUCUCCACCCUUACCACCACCCUUCCUUAGCAGAUGGCUUGACAAGGUGCCCAGAGCCUGGGUCACAGUGGGCAGAGGGUGAAAACAUAAUGAACUUGCUCUCUUAGCCUUCAGUGGAAAGACUGACUCAUGUUCCAAGCAGAAGUCAUAUGGAGGAGGAUAAAGAGAGAGGCCUUGGCACAAAGCAGUGUGGCCCUUCUGGCCAGCUGUUCUAAAGCAGAAGGGUUUUUAUUGCCCUGAACUCCAUCAGGGCUCCAUGGUCCUGUGUGCCACCCUUGUGCUUCAUUCCUACCUGUGUCUCUCUCUCUUUUUUUCCCUCUUAGUCCCUCUCUAGAGAAGAGAAAAUUGUCAACAAAAACCACUCGCUUGCCUAAUAAGGCUGAGACUGGAAUAGAAAGAUGAACGUCUUUUUCUGAUCAAAUUGAGAUGCAGCUCACCUUAGCUCCUUCCACAUGUUGUGUGCUAUAAUGCCUGCUUAGAAGAACUGAAGGAACCUCUUUUUUGUUACUAUUUUUAGUUUAAUUAAAAUCACUGUUCUCAGUUUUGUUGUGUCUUCCCCAAAGGCAGAGAAGCCCCUUUGGGAACUGGGUGGAGGAGAAAAACUUUGCUUGGCAGAAUGCUCUUCCACCAAAGGGAAGUUGUGGCUUUUUUAAGUCCAGACUUACUGAUGCAGCAGAGGGAACUCCUGUCACAGCUGUGGGGUUCUGGUACUGAGCCACUGUGUGGAAGUCUUAGGUGUAGGGGGAUUAUAGAGAGAUGGGGUCCCAGCUGAGAAAGCAGGAGCCUGCACUGAGCGAGAUAAAAGCCAUAGCACUGAGGAUGCAGCACAGGAGGAAGAUGCUUUCCCCAGGGGCAGCUGGAGGAGAGCAGGUGUGUCAGCUCAUACAAUUCAGCAGCAGAAAAGUACAGAAUGAAGAAGCCAUUUCUCAUUUUUACUCUGAGGAGGAAGCCUGAGCUCCACUCUUGGACAUUUUGGCUUUGCCUAGGCUCAGUGAUGAUGAUAAUACAAGGCCAGUGCCAGGCUUUGCUGGAGAUAGAGGAGAAAGACAAGCCAGUCUCUGUGUGGGUGCUUUGGCAGCACCAGAGCCCCAUUUCACAUGAGCUGAAGUUCACAGAUGCUGGAGCUACACUUCCUUAUCUCCCACAGUGGGAGCAGCCUCUCCUCCAAUAUCAGCCCUUCCCAUUCACAGCCAUCCUUGGAGAUUUUUAGUGCACAACAGUCAUAUUUUCAGUGUUGAGGUACAGCCCUUGUCUCUUGGGAGUUUGAUAAGCCUACAGCUGCAGUAUCUGCUUCUCUGUUGCCUUUUCUUCUCCGCCAUUCUCCUCUUCUUCCUCUGAUUUGCCUCUCACUUCUGCUCCCUUGGGUGUUGCUGGAAUAGGAAUGCUAGAGCUCUUCUGCAGAACUCCUGCCCUGCCUGCCUCCUGAACUUACUCAUUUCCUUAUUCUUAGGAAAUUAAAUUUAAACCAGACUUCUGUUGUAGUGGGAGGAAGGGGCUUUACAGAUGAAAUGCAUUCUUUAUAGUUUCUCAAGAAUUGUUUAAACAUUUUUUGAUUUAAGUCCAAACCAGUCAAUGUUUCUGUCUAAUUUGUCUGGUUAACCCUGUGUUUAUUAUCCUUAGGGAGCUAGAGUGCUUGUCGUUAAAAGUCUUCCUUCUUGUCCCUAGAGGGAAUAGACACUACUAAGCUGGCUUUCACACAGUGGUUUUCCAAGGUGGUGGCUUACCCUCUGCUCAGCCUUGCCUGUGCUACCUGCUGGGACCUCUGCAGCCAGCUCCUGGUGGCACAGCCACCCCUCCAGGCAGCUGCCACCAGAGGGAAGUCAAAAGUGUGUGAUGUGGUAAGAGAGGCAAAGCAGGAGGCAGGUUUGUGUCAGAUCCUUGUUUCCCAGUGCUGGACUCUGAGGUGAGCACUGAAGCUCCUUCACCUGAUCUGAACCAGGUUCUGAGGUUUGAGAAGGGAAAGACCAAGAACCCUGUCGUGGCACUGGACUGGAACUGGCAUCUGACUACCAGAGCCUGAUGUCUGUGGGUUGUUGCAGCCCACAUACAAUGGGCAGUGAAUCCUGUGGUCUCUGUUGGACCAAACUGUCCAAUGGAUGGAGGGAAUGCAUCACCAGCCUUUUCCUGCAGCUCUCUUCAGCUUUGUGCUUUUUCAUUCCCAAAACCUUUUUUACCUUCACGUUGGUAAAAAGAGGGGCCAGGAAACAGGUGAAACAGUGCAUGGCACACCCAAGCCUUCACUUCUUUCUGUCUCUUGUUGUCUUUCUUUGUGCUCCCCACCUAGAAAGAGAUGAUGUGCCUGUGCAUGGCUUUGGACUGGAGAACACCUCUUCCUCUUUUGCCCCAAGUGAAAGGAAGGGCAUGGGCUUUGGUGGACCUGCAGCAGGUGAGCUGCCUAAAGCAGAUUAGGGCAGGUUAGACAUAUUUGCCCGUCUGGGGGUAAUGCCACACCCCAGAAAAAGAAUGACAGAAAAGAAUGGUGACUUUGUGCCUGUGGUUGGUAUGGAAGAUGACUUGCUCAAGCCCACUCUUGCUGUUGCUUUCUCUGAUCCCUGUGUCCUGCUGAGGUGUUUGCUGUUGUGCUGCCCAGGCCAACCUACUCUGUGUCUCUGUGACAAGUAAACAAGGAAACUGAGUUGGCAUGCAGGGGGAGUGUGAGAGCAGAAUGGGUGUUCAUUCCCCUCUGCCUGCCUGUUGUUUCCUUGUGGGAUGGUGUCUCUUGCCCUCCUCAGUGUCCCCAGCUGUGUCCCAGCUCCUGCUGGCAAUCUCUGUGGCUGCUAUGCCUCUGCACUGUGACGACACGGGUCCAGGGUCACUCCUGGUUCCAGUGGUGAACACUGGUGGUGAAGAGGGAAGGGAUGGCUCAUCCUGGCUUCAUUGACCUCUAACCUUGGUGAGAAAGGAGGGAAGUGAGUGGGAGAAUGGAUCCUGUAUCCCUCCAUCAUUGUGUUCUCCCUAAACCCCUCCUUUCUGAUUUGAGACAUUGGAUAAGCUCACUGCUGAUAGGGGAAGGGAAGGGGGUGGCAGGAGGGGCUCAGAUCCAGAACUGUUUCUAAUGCAAUACACUGACAUUCUAAAGCUUUGGGCACUACAGGUAAUGGAUUAAGAAGGGAUCUGAAAUACUCUGAGACUAGGAAUUCAAACCACUGUUUUUUCCUGCCUGUGUGGAUAAUGAUGCAGUGUCAUCCUGGAGGUGGUCCAGCACCACUUCUGAGCCUGGGGUCCACCUGGACCUACUGCUGGUGUUGCUCCUGGAGGAGCUCCAGGACACCCUGCUUUGGAAAAAGAAUGCGUGGACUUGCCAAAAACUAAAAAGAAAAGAACAAAUAAGAGCAUCUGCAAAGCUCCUUUCAACUCUGUAAUUUAUAAACAGCAAGUAAUAAUGAACUUUUUGUAAGGAUAAAUCAAAUGUACAUUCUGAAAUCAUUUUCUCUGUAAAUGGUUGGAUUUCAUUUCACCCUUAAAGGGAUGCUUAAAAGGAGGAGAUAAUAAUAAAAACUUAAAAAAAUUUACAAAGUAUGAAAGGAAACCAA